This is a messenger RNA of Labrus bergylta (ballan wrasse), 1485 nucleotides long. RefSeq names its product regulator of G-protein signaling 21. The record is from RefSeq and is a predicted model, not a curated record. Lineage: Eukaryota; Metazoa; Chordata; Actinopteri; Labriformes; Labridae.
GUCAGUAGAGGGAGUUUUUAAAAAAAAAAAAGUGAAGAGUGAGAGCUGAUAUUUGUGUGCAAAGCGCGGGUCUGUUUGUGCUGCGGCUCGACAUGCAUGGGCUUGUACCUGUGGGGUUUGUCAGGUAGAGGGAAGAGCAGCCUGAGCAGCGAAGAUCAGAGAGUGUUUAUUCGUGAAUAUUCACUCUUCAGCUCUCCGUUUCGAAACAUCCUUCAGUUUUCUUGGCAAAAGAAAACACAUGUUGGCUCCUGCUGACGAUGUCGUGGCGUGGGGAGAGUCACUGGAGCAGCUUCUGGAGUGUAAAACCGGCCAGCUGGUGUUUGAGGACUUCUUGAGGACAGAAUACAGCGAGGAGAACCUUCUGUUUUGGCUGGCCUGCCAGGAAUACAAGAAAAUUACCAGUGAGGCAGAGAUGACGCUGGCUGCCAAAAGGAUGUACACCGAGUUUGUCCAAGUUGAUGCACCGAGAGAGAUAAACAUUGACUGCGUGGCGAGAGAGGAAAUCAGUGGAAAUCUUUCUCAGCCGGGGCCCAAUUGCUUUGACGGGGCGCAGAGACUGAUAUACGCUCUGAUGGAAAACGACUGUUAUCCGCGAUUUCUGAAAUCAGACAUCUACCAAGCUCUCCUGGAACAGCAAUGAAAGCAAACGUGGAGGGAAGAAAAAGUCGUCCGACGUCUCUCUGAGUGAUUGAUUCUGCCCUUGGGCUGACUCUGCUUAGACAAAGACAGGCUAGGCCGUCGGAGGAAACAAAGUGAGAGGAGAUACAGAGCUGUAGGUAAAGAGAUGGACAGGAUGUAAGAGCACUACAGGAUCUAAAUUAUGUAUUUAGUUCUCAGAGUGAAGUCUCUGUUUUGUUUGUAUUGCUUUGAAUUACACAAAAGAAGGGUAUUUUUUUCAGAUAAAGUACAGAUUUCAAGCAAUAAAAAGUUGACUUUUUGCAUCAAGACUAAAAUAAGUGUGUCUGACUUUGAUAUUAAGUAUAAAUAAAUCAAUUCUAAUCAAGGGUUUUCUGUACAGUAGUCCCUGAAGGGUUCAGUUUUAGAGCUCCAGUCUCUCCUGUCGCAAAAAGCUGCCCUAAAACUUUUGUCACCUGAGUCACUCUUCAAAGUGUAAUAUUGAUUGUUCCAGUUUAAAUUAACUCUAAUUAAAUGUAAUGCCUGUUUUCACCUUCUCCGUCUGUUCGACGUUAACAAACAUCAUUCUGUGUGGCGGUCCUGUAAUCUGUUUGCAUUUCUGAAUAAUCAAUUAUGCGCAGUGUAUUUAGUCUGUGAUCAACCAGCCGUGUAAUUGUGUUUUUGUUGGGAAAAAACAGCACAUGAAAGUACAAUAAUGUCAACUUUAAAGCAUCUCCCAUUUAACACUCUGACUUAACUUAUUUUUGACGGUAAAUUGGAAUGAAAAACCUCGGGGUUGUUUUUGUUGGACAAAUCCUGCAGCUGCUGUGACUGAUUGUGAUAAUUAAAAGAACUAUUGUAUGUGUUCAA